CUUGGAGAAGGAGCGAGCGAAGAGGAAGGCGGCGGAGGGGCGGCGGCGGCAGCGGGGCGCGCUGUCCAAGGUCCUGAAGCAGCGGCGCACCCGCGACCGCCACCAGGCACAUGGGGAAGUGAGCCCCCGUCCCAACUCCAAGCACAGAAGGGCAAGAGACGAAUCCGAAGCCAACGAAGCCCUUUAGGGAGCGAGUUCCCUUUCCUUGCGCUACCUUGGGCGGGCAGCCGGUCCAAAGUGUGGGCGAAGCCAGCAUGGAGCAAGAGAAAUAUUUACCCGAGCUGAUGGCUGAGAAGGAUAGCUUAGACCUGUCCUUUGUUCAUGCAAUGCGCCUUUUGGCGGAAGAAAUUGAAAAGUUCCAGAGUUCUGAUGAGAAAAAGGAGGAUGAAGAGAAAAAAUAUCUUGAUGUCAUCAGCAAUAAAAAUAUAAAGCUGUCAGAGAGAGUAUUGAUUCCCGUCAAACAAUAUCCAAAG
Messenger RNA from Thamnophis sirtalis, 473 nucleotides. NCBI's taxonomy places the organism in Eukaryota, Metazoa, Chordata, Lepidosauria, Squamata, Natricidae. The record is from RefSeq and is a predicted model, not a curated record.